UUCACCGCCAAGUCUGGAUCGUCGGGCGCCGCCGCGGUUUAGUUGCCGCCCUGCCAAUCAAUCCAAUCAUUCUCUCCCAGCUCGAUAAUUCUACCAUCAUCAUAUCACUUUUAGUUGCUCACGGGUUUAUCACCAUCUGCAUCCAUGGCCCUCCCCACUCCCUUAAUGCUGGAUCCAGCCAUGCUGGCGGAUUCCAGCCUGGUCCACCCCGAAGACGAUGAUGAUUCCGAAUAUGAAUACGAAUAUCAUCCCACCGAGACAGAAACUGUCUAUCUGACUCUCGAUCUCACCUCCCUCCAUGGUCCCAUCCGCCCCCCUCGACGCCGACAACCACAAGAUCCUUCCUCCCUCCCCACCUCCAGUCCAUCCACGCCUUCCCAUAGUCAAUAUCACGAUGACCAACCCGACGCCGCCCUCUCCAGCACCGAAGCUGAUCCCAACAACCCCUCCAUCGCCGACCGUGUCCAAAUCCUAGGCCUUCACACCCCCAACCCCAUCAUCUCCUAUCAGAAUCAAAUCUUCAGCGGCACCUGGGCCGACCAAAUCGGUACCGAGUUACUCAUCGCCCGUCCCGAGGACACAUCCUCCUCACCACCGCACGAUGCAGACCCUUCCUCCUUCACUAGUAGUAGUAAUCCAGUCCCUCCGCUCCGCCACACGCCAAACUACGACCUCCUCGCAGCCAACAGCGUGAAAAUCCUCGGUCGCAAAGCGAACCUCAUAUCCAGCUCAUCCUCCAACGUCUACGCUGCGGAUUCUGCCGCUGCAGAACAACCCAGUGAAACCCCCACCACUGGUGUAAUCCGUAAAAGCGCCCCGCAAACCAAUCAAGCACGAUUUUUAGACCGCCUCGCCAGCCUCAAACGCAGCAAAGGCGAGACCGAUGCUGUGCGAACAACAUUUAGCACAAAGCGGAUGACGAAUCUGGAGGAUCGGCUACGUGGUUGGGCUCGUACCGAUGAACAGCUGGCGCAGAUUCAACGGUUGAACGAGCUGGCCUUAUCCGGGGAUGCGAACGCCAUGGCGGAGCUGGAGGGACUUUAUUCGCGGUUGGGCGGACAAGAUGAUGAGGAAGAGUUGGAUGAGAAUGAGGAUGAGCUGGGACAAUAGGAACUUUCUACUUCGUAUCUCAAUCUUAAUCUCGCGGGCUUAGUUUGGUUACAAAUAGGUUAAGCUAAGCUAAGCUAAGCCCAAAUGCUUGAGAGGAGUGAGAGUGAGAGUUUCCUAUCAGUGGAAAUAUGCUUCCGCGAUACGAAA
Molecule: messenger RNA, 1257 nt
Organism: Aspergillus welwitschiae
Lineage: Eukaryota; Fungi; Ascomycota; Eurotiomycetes; Eurotiales; Aspergillaceae
Product: TFIIIC subunit 6 family protein
Exons: 2
Coding region: 145-1110 (321 amino acids)
Source: RefSeq, a predicted model, not a curated record